CAAAAACCUGGGGAGUUUUACACGCCGCUUUGGACACCCAGCCAGCCCACAACCGGGGUUGCCCGGCGAUCCUCCCCCUGUUCCGGAAGGCCGGGCUCCGGAGCCCAGGAGGCGCGGCUACGAAGCCCGCCCGCCGGCGCGCACGGAGGAGGAGCGGGAGGAGGAGCGGCUGCCGCCGAUGGAGGAGCAAGAGCCCCGGCAGGAACGCGCCGCGUGCGAGCCGAGAGAAGCCCCCGAAGAGAGCGUGGCGCUCCGCUUCCAGCGCGGCUUCCUCGCCGGGAAGCGGCUGCGCGAUUUGCCCUGGGAGGAUCUUGAACAGAUACUAAAGAAUUCAGAAGACUCCUCACCACUGCUGACUGUUUUACAGAAGACUGUUUUUCACCCGCUGUGCUUGAAGUACCCUCUCUCAGUGAAGUAUAGAAGAUGCUUCUUAUCAGAGCUUAUUAAGAAGCAUGAGUCCAUGGGUGCCGAACCUCUGGAACAGCUAUACGAAGCAAUUGGGGACGUCUUAAACACUGAAGAAACCACACAGUGUUAUAAAAGCUAUUUAUUGCCCUCUGGAGAUGCCAUUACACUUUGUGAGAGCGUCGCAAUUAUUUCACGGGGAACCACAGGCCUUGUCACGUGGGAUGCUGGACUUUACCUGGCUGAAUGGGCGCUGGAGAAUUCUGCAGUUUUUUGCAACAGGAGUGUUUUGGAACUAGGAAGUGGGACCGGACUGACAGGCAUUGCAAUUUCCAAAGCUUGCCGUCCCAGGACAUACACAUUCAGCGAUCACCACGAGUGUGUUCUUCAACAGCUGUCGGAGAAUAUCCGCUUGAACGGCCUGUUUCUGCCACCUGAAACUCACGGUCAUGGCGUGGCAAAACAAGAGAUCUGUGAGGCUGAGCUUCGUGGAUCCCAGGGCCCUGAAAUAACCGUAGCAGAGCUUGACUGGAACCUAGUUACAAAAGAACGGCUGGCAGAACUUCAGAGCCCUGACGUCGUCAUUGCUGCAGAUGUGGUAUAUGAUCCGGAGCUGACACAGUCCCUUAUUGGCAUUCUGCAAAAGCUUUUCAGCUGCAACGGUGAUGGAGAGGCCCCAGAAGUCUACAUCGCCUGCACUAUUCGAAACCCAGAUACUUACGGCUGGUUCCAAACAGAGCUUGGUAAAGUUGGGAUCAGAUGGCAAGUUGUCCCCAGCCCUCAGAAGAAUCUUUUCUCUUAUGACCAACAUGCUAAUAUAACAAUUCUAAGAUUGCAUGUUUAAAUUUCUGUUUUCUCUAAAACACUCAUUUUAUCGCUAAUCCAUCAAAUUUUAUUAUGCCAUCACGGACCUGUUAAAUAUCUGCAUACAGUUUCUACCAGAACUGUUUGAUAUCUCAUACUAACUUUUGUAUUUUCUUUCAAACUUUAAUAAAAUCUGUUGGGGAAGGAAAAAGCAAAUUCUACCAGAAUAUGAGUCAAAA
This is a messenger RNA of Podarcis muralis (Common wall lizard), 1448 nucleotides long. RefSeq names its product eukaryotic elongation factor 2 lysine methyltransferase (gene EEF2KMT). Lineage: Eukaryota; Metazoa; Chordata; Lepidosauria; Squamata; Lacertidae. Gene Ontology annotation, cellular component: protein-containing complex. The record is from RefSeq and is a predicted model, not a curated record.